Messenger RNA from Rodentolepis nana, 1077 nucleotides. The record is from the annotation of a GenBank genome assembly. Lineage: Eukaryota; Metazoa; Platyhelminthes; Cestoda; Cyclophyllidea; Hymenolepididae.
AUGUUGCCUUUUCCAACUGGUUCUCUCCAUGCGUAUUUGCUUCUACUUCGAGAGUUGAAGCUAUUUAGCGCUCCCUUCCACGAAUCAUUGUCCUACUUGAAGCAUACCAACCCACACUUAUACUACCGUUUCCUUUCUUGCUUUCAGAAUACGACAAGUCUUUCCGACUUAAGAAUGCCCCUUGAGAAGCCUUUUUCCGUCUUCGUCCACUUACCCAGAGACAUUCCAAAUCUUGCUUGGUCUUUUCCGAAGAGAACACCUUCACACCUCUAUGCAGAUGGAGAGAAGAAAGAUGUGGAAUCAAAGGGAGAAAAUAUUGAGAAGAUGAAGGAAGGUGAGACAAGGCCGAUGACAAUUGCCAUGCUCUUCGAACCUCCUCCACCACCAAUCAAGACGGACAGUCUCCCCACCAUUUCUGUGACCCUAAUGAGAUCAAGGAGGAUAUGUGAUCUUCCUUGGUAUGACAAGGAAGUUAUGGGCUCCGAAGCUCAAUACAUCCCCUGUAAUGAAGAAGCCACAAGUGAGACAAUCUGCGAACGAAGAGGUGGAAUUCGCGUUGAAGAGAAAGAAGAGGAGGAGGAGGAGGAAGAGGGAUCAAGACGCAGAGACCUCCGAGGAACAUUUGAAAUCAAGAGGCUGAGUGAUGAAAAGCUGGAAUAUGGAAUGGAGCCUGAGAAGACGUGUUUGAGAGAGUCAACACUGCCUCACUUCACUCUCAAUUUUUCGUGUGAGUCAGAAGAAGAAGAGAAGGAGGAGGAGCUCACCACCAAUUCUCCACACCCUUCUACUGUCGAUACUGAAGGUAUGAGCUUACGCAGUGUGUCUAAUUCGUUAAGAAUUUGUUAUUGGCUAAAAGGAUUGUUUGGAAUAUCAUGUGAUUUGGUUUCGUAUUUUUCCUCUACCAGUUGCCGCCUCCAUCACAUCACCGUCAAACACACGUCGUCAAUGGUUCAAGGGUUUGCGGAGUCGUCUUCGGCGUAUUUUCCUGUGUUGCAAUGCAAUCGAAGAAGACUAGAUUCACCGAUUCUCUAUUUUAUUGACUUUUCUGAUUAUCCUACCAAUACAUAUCUACAAUGA